Amoebophrya sp. A120 is the source of this 4517-nucleotide messenger RNA. The record is from the annotation of a GenBank genome assembly. Lineage: Eukaryota; Dinophyceae; Syndiniales; Amoebophryaceae.
UCUGGUUCCGCGACUGCAAAGGUCGAACGCAAUGCUGAGAGCCGUGAUUCAUCAAAUGGAGAAAAAGUUCUUUGCUCCUCUCUAGGGGUAAUAUUCAGCUUGCUGGUGCUCACAUGAUCGUUCAAGGUAUCGGUUUUCAGAAGUCUAGUUGUAUUGCAUUCGGUAUACUGGUGUGCUUAGUUUGCAAUGCUGCUGAACGGAGACACUUUUUUUGUCACAUAACAUGAUUGAAGCAGUACUUAGCAUUCAGAUUCAAGGGGAUAGAUAAUGUCACCGGGGCAGAUACAAAACUUGAAAUUGUGGGCAAAACAGCGAUACACUGGUAGGAACAUUGCUUCUACAUUUACAACUCACUUUUUUAGAAAAUCCAAGAAAUUGCUACUUACUGCUUUGAAAAUAGACUUCACUGGUAUUACUUCCACUUCGAAAUCGUAUGAGAUUUCGGGGUUUGUCACUUUUCAAUAAAUGAGCUACUACACACCACAACUACUUCACGAUUCUUUUGACACCUACAUUCAUUUCGUUGGGACAGCCACUGUUUUGUACGCCAUUGCGCUAGUGCUUGUUGCAUGCACUUACAUCUCCUUUUACCGAAAGUGGCAGGACCCAUACCCAAAUUUUAGUUUCCUCUCGAAAACAAGCUACCCGAAAUCAAAGAAGAAGAUGCCACGCCGACAGAAGAACAAGACUGCGGCCGCGCGGCCGGACACCUUUUACGGACGCCACGCUGACCUGGAUCUCGAGCUUUCCGACGAGGACAACGAGAUCGGCGACACCGCGCCCGACAUGUCGGACGAGUUGGCGGAAGCGCUGCAGGACGGCUCCUUCGACAUGAGCUCCAUGCUCGAAAUGUUGAAGAUGGCAGCGGGUGAACUCGGCCAAGCUGGGGAGCAGGGCGAUGAGGACGAUACUACCGGCACAAACCCCGAGGACCUGAAGCAUUUGCUCACCAGUCUGCAGAGCCACAUGACCGGGGGCGGCUCGACCUCGUUGUCUGAGGCGGAGGGCAUGAAGGCCGAAUUCGACCAGAUGGUGAAGGAUUACCGCAGCCAGCUCUCGUUCUCCCGCUGGUACUGCGCUUUGCGGCCUCUGUUUUUCCUCCGAAACGGGAAAAUGGUCUUCAACAAAAGAGAGGUCGAGAAGAUCGAAAAAAACGCGAAAAAUGUGCUUGCGGUGCCGAGUAAGGAACUUUUUUCUGACGUCGAUUCAGCUAGUACAACAUCCCUUGAAGACAAUGCCGGUCGUCUCCGCACCUGGAAGAACAAGGACUUGACGGCGGAAGAAAAAGCCGCCCUCACGCCGGAGAAUUCCUGGCCGGCACCGAAGAACGCGGACCAGGUGAAGACCUUGAUCAAGAAACUCGGGCAAGCGGUCGCGUUCGAUGAGCGCGGUUGCUUGUGGAUCAGUGCGGACGGGGAUGUCUUGCUGAAGGCGGCAAAAAAGUUUCUGAAGGAAUUGCCCGUCGAAGCGAACUGCUUGAUUGGCUGGGUGACGGUGACCACCAACAAGCACGCGAGCGCGGACAUCGGCGGUUACAGUGACGCAUUGAUGAACACGGUCGUACCCGCCAAAGAAUGCUUUGAAAAGGCCUUGACCGCCCGCCGGAAGGAGAAGAGAAGCAAAAAGCAGCAAAUAAAUGAGCAAGAUCUUUCCACCUACGAGGCGUUCCUCGACGACUACUUUCAAAUUCGGGAGUUCAAGAUUCUGAAAAUGAUUGCUGGCAUGUGCGCGCAGCUGAAGGCCUGGGGGGAGGCUUUGAGCUGGAUGCUUGAGGGUAGCAAGUGCGACGAUGCGACCGAGGACGAAAAAAUCGACCAGUUGAACGAGAUCGGGUUCUGCUACGAGCAGAUCGGGCAGACGAGGAAGGCAAAAGAAGCGUGGUUGAAGUACAUGGACCACUGGCUCCCGAAGCUGGAGCGGCACGAGGUGCCUGAGAAGUCCAAAGCGAGGACCUACAUGACGAAAGUCGCGUUCCGCCUGGCGCAGCACGCGUACGAGCACGAGGGCAGCGUGCCCGAGGGCGACAAGUGGCUGGACAUCGCGACGACCAAAUUGUACCCACAGUUGAACGAUGCCGGGAAGAGCGAGGCCGCUAUGGCCAAGAUCGGGGCCGAGGGUGCGCGCAAGGAUUUGACUGGUGAAGGGAGGAGUAAGAAGAGUAAUGGUUCUUUCAAGCCGAAAAGCAGAACCACUGGCGCUCCACCUCCCUCGGGAGCCGGGAAUGGGUCCGAACGACCCCCCGUCGUGAAGAAAUUCGAACUCGGUGACGUAGUGGAGAUCGUCCGGGCGCAAAAGUACGUCGGGGAGCGCGGUGAAAUCGUGUCGGGCGGUUACAAGGACGCAAACGACGUGCCGCGGGUCAAAGUGGAACUGAAGUACGUGUCCGGCGUCGCUCUGGACGAACCAAAGGAGAUCGCAUUUCAAGCUGCCCAUCUGGACUUGGUCUACAGCAGCACGAAAGCCACCGAGAUCCAGCUGGAAUUCGAGCAGGACGCAAAGAAGGUUUUGUCGCACAAGAAACGGUUCUGCGUCGGCGACGAGGUGGCCAUCGUGGACCUGGUGAAGCGGGCGGACUUGAACGGGCGCCGAGGUUUGAUCCGCAAACCAAUCUCGAUGUUCCGGCCCCGGUACGGGGUGCAGGUUUUGCCCAAGGCACGAAAGGAAGGUGAGGACUUGUCUUCAGUCGGGGAAGAUGAAAUCGUCCAUGUGUUGCCGAAGAAUUUGAAGCGGAUCUGGACCGGCUGUGACAGCGAUAGCACCUCCACCGCGACUACAAGCAUGCAGGACACCACUCGUUGCGCUAUUUGCUGGCAGUUGCUGAAAGAAAACACGAAGGCGGGGAAAGUGCUGGAAAAGUUCACGCCGCAUGGGAAUCAGUACUGUCUGGACUGCGUGGAUGCGUUCGUGGCUAACGGGCUGACGGAAGACAAGGUGUGCAUCAUCACCCGCGACAUCGCGGACGAACAGGAGUUUGCAGUUAUUUCCAAAGUGACCGCCGAACGGCGAGCGAAGAGUUGCGCGUUAGUGGUUCCGGGUCCCGCGCCGUUGAAGGUCGACGAGCAGCCGCAACUGGUCGGUUCCAACGCCGCACCGAAACUGUUUCAGGAGUUCGACUCCGGCCGCGCGCAGGCGCAGCACGAGUACGCAAAGUUUAUGGCGGCGACGCCGGAGUUUUUCCACGAAGCGCGGAAAAAAGCGAAAGAAGGAAAGAUCACGAACGAGGAGGCAUUGAACGUGUGCAAGGACGACUACCACAAGCGGAGGCUGGAGAUGCUGCGGCAGCGCCACGCCGGGUUCCGGGCCCAGGGCAAGACCGCGUACGCCACGGCGGAGUUCCCGGCGGACGCCGCUGUCAACGCCAAUAACUACAUGAAGGGCUGCUGUGCGGAGGACGGGUCAGACGACCCCGUGAUCCAGCGCGCCUGCGACGUGAAGAAGAACCAACUGGACAAGUUUGGCGACGGGGACCAGUCGGCGUUGACCGUGGUUCCGGGGGGACCGGGAGCGGAUUUGGAGCAGUACUGGUCCACGGGCGGGACGUUCAACCCCUUCCAGCGCCCCAUGGAGUACUCGGCGUUGCUGCGGGCCGCGAGUUGGGGCAGUGUGCGGGAAGUGCAAGCGAUUCUGGAGUCGAUCAAGGACGAACCGAGGGAGGUGCGGGUCCAGUAUUUGGAGUUCCGGGAAUCCUCUCUCCGCAUGACGCCGCUGUUGGGGUUGGUGACCGGAUCCCGGUCCUGCGACCUGACGCGCGGGGUGGUUUGUCCGGCGUACUUGUGGCCGAACCCGCCGAAGAAGCGGGACGUGGACCACGUGAAGUGUGCGAAACUGCUGCUAGAAGCGGGCGCGAACCCGGACUGCAGGGACAUUCUGGGGAAAACGCCCUUGAUGCAGUGCUGCAACAGUAUGGCCACGACAACGUCGCUGGCGGUCGCGGAAGUUCUCGUCGAGUUUAACGCGGACCUGGCGCCGCUGUGUCGAUUGGGCAAUUGCCUGCUGAUGGAAGCCGUCAACACCGGCCGCACGGAUUGCGUAAAGAAAAUGCUGGACUUGGGGGUCGAUCCGAACCUGACUCUGGAAGUCCGCAUGGGCGGUAUGAUGCCAAGGGGGAUGCGAAUGCCGAACAAGCUCAUGGAUUUCCCCUUUCGGACUACCGGUGCUCAAGAGUGCCAGGCGCUACUGCGGCAGGCCGCUGCAAAAGGGAGGAACGGGGGCGCGGGAAGAAGAAAGAAGUAGAAUGAAGAAAAAACACCCAGGGUUUGCACAUAAGUAGUUGUCGCGAUUUUUUUGUACAAAGAGACCGACUCUCAUUCAGCAAAAAAAUAACGAAUUGCAAAGCGAUAACGAGAACGAGUUUGCUCGUGGACAUUUUUUCAAGAUAUUUUUGUCACGCACGGGUGGAGCCGAAUAAAAUAUUGGUUGAGGAUUUUUAUUCUUCUGAAUACACACAUCGAUAAUAUUGUGGACCGGCUAAGAAGCAGCAUUUCAAAGCCAAAGAGGGUUUAUGUCAUGGACGACAG